AUGGACCCUGUUAAUGGAGAAUUACUCAGUGAUGCUGAAUUGUCUGCCUUAUCAUUAAGGAAAAGGCACAAAAUUGCAACAAGCACAGAUCUGGUUGAACUGGCUACUGCUGCCCAAAACGCUGUUGAUUUUGUCAAUUCAAACUCAUGCACGAAAUUGCGCGAGAUUGUUUCCCAAAUGCUCUCUUUAAAAGAUCGUGCCGUUGAGGUCUUGGAAGAAGCCACUCGUGAUGCCCAGCUUCAUCAAGCCAUGUGUAAUAUGGUAAAACGUCCUGGAUGUAUCUUCUAUUUCUACAGAAAGACUGAUGAUUCAGGACUAGUGGCGUCAAUCAUCUCUCCUUCGGAAUGGGGAAAGACUUGUCCUUACGCAUCAUUUUUUGGAGCAUUUCUGUUACAAAAUGACCAGUCAUGGAUACCAGUGGAGCGGCUCAAGAACAAAACCAAUAGACAAAUGGAAAUCGCUUCUCUUGUUGAUCGCCUUCGAAAUCAGCCUACUUUUUUAAAUGCACUUACGGAUGACAAUCAUUGA
Rodentolepis nana is the source of this 528-nucleotide messenger RNA. Lineage: Eukaryota; Metazoa; Platyhelminthes; Cestoda; Cyclophyllidea; Hymenolepididae. The record is from the annotation of a GenBank genome assembly.